Drosophila erecta is the source of this 4563-nucleotide messenger RNA. RefSeq names its product neprilysin-3 (gene Nep3). The transcript has 9 exons. Lineage: Eukaryota; Metazoa; Arthropoda; Insecta; Diptera; Drosophilidae. Gene Ontology annotation, biological process: protein processing. Gene Ontology annotation, molecular function: metalloendopeptidase activity. The coding region runs from base 409 to 2781 and encodes 790 amino acids. Gene Ontology annotation, cellular component: plasma membrane. The record is from RefSeq and is a predicted model, not a curated record.
UGCCCUGCAUUUCUGCUAUCUCUCUCUGUUUGUGUGUGUUUUGCUCACCUACUACGCUUGUGUUAUGGUUUUUCCUUUUUCGGGGGAGUCCAACCACCCGCCUCCCAGCGCCGAGUGAAAUUGGAGAGGAAAAGCUAGUUCGAGUGCGAUUACCGCUGCUGCUGGUGCUGGAGCUGGUUGUCAGUGGCUCGAGUUGGCCGUGUUGGUGGAUACCGUUGCCUUUUUGUGGCUCAGAGCGGUUUGUUUGCCCGCGAGCGGAAUGCAGAUAAGCGCGUUUUAAAUGAAUUACUGAUCGGUCGAAUGCCCAAACGCUAUCGCAAGUGCAACAAUAAACGGAAAAGGGUCGAGAAAAAGCGAGCGCAGGGAGCUGGAAAAAUUGCAUUGCCUUCUUUCUAGCGCACAAAGAAAAUGAGCGCAAAGAUGACACGCUACAAGCAGACCGAAUUCACUGAAGACGACUCCAGUUCCAUCGGCGGCAUUCAAUUGAACGAGGCGACCGGCCACACGGGCAUGCAGAUACGCUACCACACCGCCCGGGCUACAUGGAAUUGGCGCUCGAGAAACAAGACGGAGAAAUGGCUGCUCAUCACCACCUUCGUGAUGGCCAUCACGAUCUUCACACUGCUGAUUGUCCUUUUCACAGAUGGCGGCAGCAGCGAUGCGACCAAGCACGUCCUUCACGUCCAGCCGCACCAGAAAGAUUGUCCCUCGGGCAAUGAGCUUCCCUGCUUGAACAAGCACUGCAUCUUUGCCUCGAGCGAGAUCCUCAAGUCCAUCGACGUGACCGUGGAUCCCUGCGAUGACUUCUACGGAUACUCCUGUAAUCAGUGGAUCAAGAACAAUCCCAUUCCCGAGGGAAAAUCCACGUGGGGCACUUUUGGCAAGCUGGAGCAGAUGAACCAGCUGAUAAUACGCAACGUACUGGAGAAGCCGGCAAAGAGCUUCAAGUCGGACGCGGAACGGAAGGCCAAGAUCUACUAUGAAUCCUGCCUGGAUGCAGAUGAGCACAUGGAGAAGCUGGGGGCCAAGCCCAUGAACGAUCUCCUGCUGCAGAUCGGGGGAUGGAACGUGACCAAGAGCGGCUACAACGUGUCCAACUGGACGAUGGGACACACUCUCAAGAUUCUGCAUAACAAAUACAACUUCAACUGCCUGUUUGGCUGGGCCAUCGGGGAGGACGACAAAAACUCCUCGCGUCACGUCAUCCAGAUCGACCAGGGCGGACUGACGCUGCCCACCGCCGACUACUACAACAACAAGACGGACAACCACCGCAAGGUGCUCAACGAGUACAUUGAGUACAUGACCAAGGUGUGCGUCCUACUCGGGGCCAACGAAUCGGAUGCGCGCGCCCAGAUGAUCGGCGUCAUUAACUUCGAGAAGAAGCUGGCCAACAUCACCAUUCCGCUGGAGGAUCGCCGCAACGAAGAGGCCAUGUAUCAUCCGAUGCAGCUGCGACAGUUGUCCAAGCUGGCGCCGUUCCUCAACUGGACGGAUCACUUCGACAAUGCCAUGCAGAUGGUGGGUCGGCGGGUUACCGACGACGAGGUGGUGGUCGUCUAUGCACCCGACUUUCUCAAGAACCUAUCGGACAUCAUCCUCAAGAUGGAGCAGACCGAGGAGGGAAAAAUCACCUUGAACAACUAUCUCGUCUGGCAGGCGGUACGCACGCUGACCAGUUGCUUAUCGAAACCUUUCCGGGAUGCCUAUAAGGGCGUGAGGAAGGCCCUCAUGGGCUCGGAUGGCGGCGAGGAGAUCUGGCGUUACUGCGUCUCGGACACGAACAAUGUGGUUGGCUUCGCCGUGGGCGCCAUCUUUGUGCGCCAGGCCUUCCACGGGGAGUCGAAGCCGGCGGCCGAGCAGAUGAUCGGCGAGAUCCGCGGGGCCUUCAAGAUGAAUCUGCAGAACCUCACCUGGGUGGACAAGCAGACGCGGGAGAAAGCCAUCGAGAAGGCCAACGAGAUCUCGGAUAUGAUCGGUUUCCCCGACUACAUUCUGGACCCCGUCGAACUGGACAAGAAGUACGCGGAGUUGAACAUCACGCCGAACGCCUACUUCGAGAACAACAUCCAGGUGGCCAUCUACAACCUAAAGAGCAACCUGAAGCGUCUCGACCAGCCGGUGAACAAGACCAACUGGGGCAUGACCCCGCAGACGGUAAACGCCUACUACACGCCCACCAAGAACCAAAUCGUCUUUCCCGCGGGCAUCCUGCAGACGCCCUUCUUUGACAUCAACAACCCCAAGAGCCUGAACUUCGGCGCCAUGGGCGUGGUCAUGGGCCACGAGCUGACCCACGCCUUCGAUGACCAGGGGCGUGAAUACGAUAAGUUCGGCAACAUCAAUCGCUGGUGGGACUCCAAGAGCAUCGAGCGGUUCAACGAAAAGUCCGAGUGCAUAGCCCGCCAGUACAGUGGGUACAAGAUGAACGGACGCACCCUCAACGGCAAGCAGACGCUGGGAGAAAACAUAGCCGACAAUGGCGGUCUAAAGGCGGCCUACCACGCCUACCAGCGAACCAAGAGCGACCGGGAUGUGGAUGUCCUGAAGCUGCCGGGCCUGAAUCUCACGCACUCGCAGCUCUUUUUUGUGUCCUUCGCCCAGGUCUGGUGCUCCAGCACAACGGAUGAAACGAACCUGCUGCAGAUGGAGAAGGAUCCGCACUCGCCGUCGCAGUUUCGGGUGAUCGGCACAUUGUCGAACAUGAAGGAGUUCGCCGAGGUCUUCCAGUGCAAGCCCGGCCAACGGAUGAAUCCCACCGAGAAGUGCGAGGUGUGGUAAGGGGAUAGCGCAAUUUCGAUCUCAGAACGAGCCAAAGAUAGAGCCAAAGUCAAGGCCGAGCAACUGGACAGCCAUUUGUGGUGCGGAUGGUGGGACGCUGAUGCAGACGCAGACGCAGACUGGGAGAUACAGCCUCAAAGUGCUGGUCCUGUAUUCCAGAUUUUAUUUUCUAAGUUGUGCCCUUUCGUAAUUUUUUUUUUUUGCCCAUUGUAUUUUGUCGAAAGACCGUCAGUCAUUGUGCCUAUGAAAAUGAUAGAAACUGACGAUAAAUUCUCGUUCGAACUCCAAGGGGUCUGGAGUGGCGAUCUAUACAUAAUAGAUCCUGGAGCAGGAUCAUGGGACCCUAACUACAUUUGAAUGUGAACGCACGAGCUACCAACUAUAUAGGGUGGGUGUGUGCUAUAAAGCGAGAUGCAGCACACAGCCAACGGGCUGAUAUAUAUAAAUUUAUAUAUAGAUAUGAUAACGAUAACGAUAAACGAUAACUGUAACUUAGCUAUUUGUAGAACUUUGAAUGUAUAUUGUAUUAUAAAGAUACAAAGUUCGCAGCUCGUGUCCGAAGGAAAAGGGAUUUCCUCCACUAAGAUAUACCUUUGAAAGAGUUGGAAAAAUCUCAGUAUUUUUUCUUAAACUACGAUUAUGUCGAAGUUCCUGAGUACGGGAUAGGAAUAAAAUGGUGGGCAAGUGGAUUGAAAGUGAAUGUGAAAGAGAUAGAGAUAUAGAUUGAGAGGCGAACCGUUUUUAAGCUUUUCAGUUGCCAAAGUGAAGAGGAAAUAACUGAGUGAUUAAGUUUUUCGUCAUCAUAAGUUGGCAAUUAAAGAAAUUGUAUUACAGUUGGAAAAUAGGUAAUUUUGAUAUAUUUGUUUUAUUUACGGGUUCCCUAAAAUAGCUAAUUGUAGUCGGUUUCAAUUUGGUUUAUUUCUUUGCCAAGCAGAAGCGAAAUAGUCAAAGGCUGGAACUGGAAUAAAUAGAACACAAACACCAAUUAAUUAAUAAUCGCUCAGAUAUUGAGAUAUAAAUAAACCAAAUUGAACGGAUUUUCUUUUGUACGAAAGAAAAACAUAUCAGACUUAGAUGAUGUGAACAAAAGCCAACACCAACCACGUAUAUCUAUAGAAUUUAACUAAGCACCACUCGGAAUCAAUCCAAAUGUUAGCUAUAAGAUAUAGAACAUCCUCAAGCCGAAUCAGUCAGAGCACAAAUCUCCACUUUAGCUAGACAAUAUGGCCAAAAGAAUUUUCGGUUCACUAGCCAGAUUCUCAAGGGCAUUUCCACUUAUGUAGCUUCUGUUGUUAUCCAUAUUUUCGAUUCAGAUUUCGAUAAACGUACGUACGACGAAUGCAUUUAUCUCUUCUUUUAGUUUUACCUUUCCCGAAUCAUUUAUUUUGAAAUGCUGGGAGUAUCUGGAACAGAACACAAUUUAGUUGAUGUAUUAUAUACAAUGUGUUUAUAGUUUUCCCUUAUCAUUUAGUAGAGGGGGAAACGGGGGUAGCAAGGGGAUGUACUAUUAAAACCCCUCUGUAUCCAUGGAGAUAUCAAGCAGAUGAUUUUUGUAUUCUAUAUAUGUACUAUAUGAUAGAUGAAGAAACGAUAACUAAAAUACAAAUAUUAAAAAAUUAUUAUUAUACAAACUACAUAUACAUUAACUGAAUGUUUAAAUGCGAAUUAUUUUUAUUGUCUAUUACUAAAGUGUAUAUGUGCAUGUAUACAUUUGCGAAAAAAACAAUAAAUAACCCUAUAGUCGGGCGUCCCCACUAAGGGAUAUCCACUACUCAACACAUA